Pipistrellus nathusii (Nathusius's pipistrelle) is the source of this 1647-nucleotide messenger RNA. The record is from the annotation of a GenBank genome assembly. NCBI's taxonomy places the organism in Eukaryota, Metazoa, Chordata, Mammalia, Chiroptera, Vespertilionidae.
AUGGUGGGCGAGGAGAUGUCUCUAAGAAAACGGCUGUCAAAGUCCAGUGACGGUCCUGAAGAAAAGGAAGACCAGGGAAACCCUGCAAAGCAGGCCCCAGAGACACCUAGUAAUGGCCGGGUUGACGUAAAAGAGAUAAUUGCAAAGAAGAAACAGUUGACAGCAGAGGCAGAGGAAUUGAAGCCAUAUUUUAUGAAGGAAGUUGGCACUCACUUUGAUGAUUUUGUGACCAAUCUCAUUGAGAAAUCAGUAUCAUUGGACAGUGGUGGGUGUACUCUCACAUCCUUUUCUGUUCUCGAAGGUGUGAACAACCAUAGAGCUAAAGAUCUGAGAGCACCUCCAGAACACGGAAAGAUUUUUGUUGUAAGGCGAUCUCUCUUAGAUGAGCUGUUCGAGGUGGACCACAUCAGAACAAUAUAUCACAUGUUUAUUGCCCUCCUCAUUCUCUUUAUCCUCAGCACACUUGUGGUAGAUUACAUUGAUGAAGGAAGGCUGGUGCUUGAGUUCAAUCUCAUAUAUUAUGCUUUUGGCCAGCUUCCUGUUGUUAUAUGCACAUGGUGCGCCAUGUUCUUGAGUACACUUUCAGUUCCCUAUUUCCUCUUUCAACAUUGGGCCAGAGGCUACAGCAAGAGUUCUCAUCCAGUGAUCCAUUCUCUCUUCCAUGGCUUGCUUCUCAUGGUCUUCCAGAUUGGAAUUCUAGGUUUUGGACCAACGUAUAUUGUAUUAGCAUAUACACUACCACCAGCUUCCCGUUGCAUUGUUAUCUUUGAACAGAUUCGUAUGAUAAUGAAGGUCCAUUCGUUUGUCAGAGAGAAUGUGCCUCGGGUACUAACUUCAGCUAAGGAGAAAUCAAAAACUGUUCCGGUACCCACAGUCAACCAGUACUUGUAUUUCUUGUUUGCUCCAACCCUCAUCUACCGGGACAACUACCCCAGGACUCCCACUAUAAGAUGGAGUUAUGUGGUUAUGCAGUUUGCACAGGUGUUUGGCUGCUUGUUUUAUAUGUACUACGUCUUUGAAAGGCUCUGUGCCCCCCUGUUUCGGAAUAUCAAGCAGGAGCCCUUCAGUGCUCGUGUUCUGAUCCUGUGUGUAUUUAACUCCAUCUUGCCAGGUGUCCUGGGGCUGUUACUUACUUUUUUUGCCUUUUUGCACUGUUGGCUCAAUGCCUUUGCCGAGAUGUUACGCUUUGGUGACAGAAUGUUUUAUAAGGAUUGGUGGAAUUCCACAUCCUACUCCAACUAUUACAGGACCUGGAAUGUGGUGGUCCAUGACUGGCUGUAUUACUAUGCUUACAAGGACUUUCUCUGGUUUUUCACUAAGAGAUUCAAGUCUGCUGCCAUGUUAGCCGUCUUUGCUGUGUCUGCUGUCGUCCACGAAUAUGCCAUCGCUGUUUGCUUGAGCUUUUUCUACCCAGUGCUCUUCGUGCUCUUCAUGUUCUUUGGGAUGGCUUUCAACUUCAUUGUCAAUGAUAGCCGGAAAAGGCCAAUCUGGAACGUCAUGAUGUGGACUUCCCUUUUUGCGGGCCAGGGAGUCCUCCUGUGCUUUUAUUCUCAAGAGUGGUAUGCACGUCAGCACUGUCCUCUGAAAAAUCCCACAUUUCUGGAUUAUAUCCGGCCACGUUCCUGGACUUGCCGUUACGUGUUUUAG